AUGCACGAUUCAUCCCACAAGGUAUCCGGUGCACACUUUGUUGAUCCGGGCCGACGCAUCGUGAGCUUUUACGCCGACGCAUCGAACCGCGUCGCUCCUUCAGGGACGGGCGCCCAGGACCUGAUGGAGGACGAGGAGACGGAGGCCGCGGACGAAGACGAGGACGACGAGGCGGAAGUGGAGGACGACGAGAACGUGGAGCUGACGGAAGAAAAAGAGGAAGAGGAGGAGGCGUCGGUCGGAGAGGUGAAGGCGUCCCCCAACGCAGACACCACCAUCCUCUUCGUCAAAGGAGACGACUUCCCUGCCAACGAAAUCGUGAAGUUCCUGCUCGGUUUCUCCAACAAAGGACCGGAGAACUUCGUGGUGGAGUCUCUGGACGCCUCCUUCCGUUACCCACAGGAUUACCAGUUCUACAUCCAGAACUUCACGGCGCUGCAGCUCGGCAUCGAGGUUCCCGCCAGCCGGCAGGCCACCUUCGAGUACUCCUUCAUCCCCGCCGAGCCCAUGGGGGGGCGGCCCUUCGGCCUGGUCAUCAACCUCAACUACAAGGACGCCAACGGGAACAUCUUCCAGGACGCCGUGUUCAACCAGACGGUCACCAUCACGGAGCGCGAGGACGGACUGGACGGAGAGACCAUCUUCCUCUACGUCUUCCUGUCGGGCCUCGGGCUGCUGGUCGUCGUCGGGCUUCACCAGCUGAUCGAGUCCAGGAAGAGGAGACGCCCAGCGCCAAAGGUGGAGAUGGGGACCUCCAGCCACAACGACGUGGACCUCAGCUGGAUCCCUCAGGAGACCCUCAACCAGAUCAUGCAGAGUCGCAGAGACAAAGCGUCUCCCAGAAGAUCUCCUCGCAAGAGGAACCAGAAACGCUCAGCCGGCUCGGACGAGUGA
Molecule: messenger RNA, 894 nt
Organism: Gasterosteus aculeatus aculeatus (three-spined stickleback)
Lineage: Eukaryota; Metazoa; Chordata; Actinopteri; Perciformes; Gasterosteidae
Source: RefSeq, a predicted model, not a curated record